Molecule: messenger RNA, 1479 nt
Organism: Onthophagus taurus
Lineage: Eukaryota; Metazoa; Arthropoda; Insecta; Coleoptera; Scarabaeidae
Source: RefSeq, a predicted model, not a curated record
AUGUAUCGUCAGUUGUAUUUCUUAUUGGUAUUAUUUUUUAAUUUAAAAUGUAUUUUAACAUCAAGUUGUGGAAUAGUAGAAGAUCUUACAAGUGAAAACUAUACAAAGUUUAAAAAUAGCGACGUUUGUUUCAUUCUUUACCAAUCACCGGAAUGUACCUAUUGCAAACAUUUCCAGCCGGAAUACAAAGCAGCUUUUGAAGCGAUUAAAACGAACGAAUCCCUCUCGAAUAUAGAUUUUUACCAAGUGGAUUGCCACGAAUCACCAUCAAUUUGCGAUAAAGAAUCAAUCACAGCUUAUCCAACCGUGAAGUUAUUUUUCGAUGGCACUCCAAAAGAAAUACUUAAUACACAAGUAAUUGAAAAAAAUGAUUUGAUUUUGAUUGCUUUUAAAUAUGGUUAUACAUCAAAAGAAAUUACUUGUAUUAAAGAUUACGACCGAUUUUUUAAUACAAAGGAAGUAAUAAUAUUUGGUUAUUUUGAAAAAGUAACUGGAUUACAAACCGCCUUUUUAAGAGCAUCUGCUUUAAUGAAAAAUUACAAAUUUGGACAUACAUCUAAAAAAAAAUUAUUAACAACUUUCGGUUAUUUUAACAAUGUAGUUUUGUAUCAACCCAAACAUUUACAUAAUAAAUUUGAAGAUACCAGUAGAGUUUAUUUAGGACCGGGCGAUGUUCGUGAUUUAAUCAAGUUCAUAAAUGAAAAUCGGUACGGUUUGGUUGGAUAUCGAACUAGAACUAAUUUAGAUGAUUUCCCAUUGCCACAAAUUGUCGCUUAUUACAAUAUCGAUUACGAGCGCAGUUUAAAAUUGACCAAUUACUGGCGACAUCGUAUAUUAAAAAUUGCGUCCAAGUUUCGUGAUUUAACUUUUGCAAUGAGUUCCAAAAGUGAUUUCUCCAAGGACCUCUACCAUUUAGGGAUUAACGUGACUGAAUUCGAUAAUACUUCACCACUUAUUUUUGCGACCAAUACUGCAGGAGUCAAAUACAUGAUGGACGUAAAAUUUUCAAUCGACAACUUGGAAGAUUUCGUUCAAAAUUUUUUAAAUAACUCAUUAAAACCGUAUGUAAAAUCCGAUCCAAUUCCGGAUGAGAAUGAUGAUGUCGUUAAAAUUAUCGUUGGAAAAAAUUUUGAGGAUGUCGUUGGAAAAGAAAAAGACUCGUUAAUUGAGUUUUAUACCCCGUGGUGUUUAAUUUGUUUAGAAUUUGCGAAAACGCUGGAGGAUGUCGCUUUGGAAUUUGGAAACGAUGAAGUUUUGAUUGGUAAAAUUGAUGUUUCAGCGAAUGAUUUUCCAGCGAGGUUUAUUAUUAAAUCGUAUCCGACGAUUUAUUUUGUUCCAAAAAAUACCACCGGAAUUGGUUUUCUUUAUAAUGGUAGUUUAAAUUUUAAUGAUCUCAUUGCUUUUGUUGCAUAUCAUUCUAGUUAUGAAUUGAAACGUUUUGAUAGAGAAGGUAACAAAAAAAUAAGAGAGGAAUUGUAA